UCUGCAACAAGAUGGCUGUGGUUCCAGAGAGCAGAGUCCUCACUUUUGGCGUUUUUAAAUGGAGCUCUUACUCCUCUACAUAUUUACCAGAGAAUAUCUUGGUGGACAAACCUAAUGAUCAGUCUUCCAGGUGGUCGUCUGAGAGCAACUACCCUCCACAGUUUUUAAUCCUGAAAUUGGAAAGGCCGGCAAUUGUUCAGAGCAUCACUUUUGGAAAAUAUGAGAAGACUCACGUGUGCAACUUGAAGAAGUUUAAAGUGUUUGGUGGGAUGAGUGAAGAAAACAUGACAGAGCUUUUGUCCAGUGGCCUUAAGAAUGACUACAAUAAGGAAACGUUCACCUUAAAGCACAAGAUUGACGAGCAGAUGUUUCCCUGCAGAUUUGUCAAAAUAGUGCCUCUGAUGUCUUGGGGUCCCAGUUUUAAUUUCAGCAUCUGGUACAUUGAGCUGCACGGUAUUGAAGAUCCUGACGUGGUGCAGCCCUGCCUUAACUGGUACAGCAAG
Molecule: messenger RNA, 503 nt
Organism: Trematomus bernacchii (emerald rockcod)
Lineage: Eukaryota; Metazoa; Chordata; Actinopteri; Perciformes; Nototheniidae
Product: muskelin-like
Cellular component (GO): cytoplasm
Molecular function (GO): protein binding
Source: RefSeq, a predicted model, not a curated record